AUGUCUGCCUCAUCUGACCAAACGGUGCAUCCUGUCGCCAUCAUUGGCGGUGGUCCGGUUGGCCUGAGUGCAAGCAUUUUGCUCUCGCUUCGCAAUAUCCCACAUGUCCUGCUCGAGCGACAUGCGGGCACAUCUAUCCACCCAAAGGCUUGCGGGAUCAACCAGCGAACCACCGAGAUUUUCCAGCUCAUGGGAGUCUAUGAUCAAAUACGAGCGGUUGCCUGCCCUGACGACGUCAAGUCCCGCACGGCUUGGUAUACGAGCCUCGGGAACCAAGACGGCAACGCUGUCGACGGUCGCGAGAUCUGGAGCCGGGAUUCCUGGGGCGGUGGGCAGUAUGCCGACGAGUACGAGAGGCACAGUCCUGCGAGGUACGAAAUUUUGCCGCAGAUACGGUUGGAGCCGCUGCUGGUUAGUACGGCCGAAAGUCUCAGUCCCGGAAGCCUCAAAUUCGGGUCUGAGGUUACAGGCUUGGAAGAGCGGGGUAGUUGUGUUGCGCUGAAGGUGCUGGAGAGGGCGACCGGUGUUACGAGUGAGGUUCUUGCACGCUUCGUGAUUGCGGCGGAUGGAGGGCGUGAUAUCACAAACAAGCUGGGAAUCAGCUGGUUAGGGGAGCGCGACAUCCUCGAGAUGGCAUCAGUGCACUUCCGCGCACAAAUUCGCGAACGGCAUCCAGACCCGCGCAACUUCAUUACUUGGUUCUCACAUCCUGAUGCUGGAGGCAGUAUUCGCACCGGAUAUUUGUAUCAGAUUGGCCCGUGGCCGUUUGAUAGUCUCGAAGCAGAGGCAAGCGAGGAAUGGGUGUUCGCCUGUGCUCAAGCCCCGAAUGAUCCGGUGCGCUUUGAGCGCGAAGACAUGCUCAAGCGCCUGAGGGAAACGCUCAAGCUCGGCGACCUUCCUGUGGAGAUCAUAAGCCUGAGCCAUUGGACUGUCCAGGCUGUGUCGGCGGGAAGAUAUAGAGAGGGCCGGGUUUUCCUGGCUGGCGACGCCGCGCACAGGAUCCCUCCGUGGGGUGCGCUGGGGAUGAACACCGGCAUCCAAGACGCCCAGAACCUCGUCUGGAAGCUUCAAAUGGCCUUGGAAGACGAGGAAAAGUAUGCCCAGCUCCUCACAAGCUACGACACAGAGAGGCGCCCUCUGGGACACAGAGUUGGACAAUCGAGUCUGCACAACCUACGCAGCCACGCCCUGGUUAUGGAUGCAGCUCUCGGCAUCAAACCCGAGCAAUGCCCAAGGGAUAAUCGAUCCGCCAUAAUGGCAUACUUUGACCAGUCGCACCCAGACCAUGCCACCAGAAGAUCAGCGGUCGAGCAGGCCUCCAAAGUGCUUGACCUUGAAUUCAAGGCCCCUGGUCUGGAGCUCGGCUGGUUUUACCCGGGCCUAGGUGGUGCAACCGAAGCAGACCACGCGCCCCAUCUUCUUGAAAAUGGCAAUCUCAUGUCACAAGCUUUGUUGCCAUCCACAAUACCGGGGCACAACCUUCCCCACGUCUGGGUCUACAAGGGUGGCCAGGAACUACCUCUCCGAGGUCUCAUUCCGUUGGGCAAGCUUCUGCUGCUGGUUGACGAACAGCCUGUCUGGAGCUCUCUCGAGGCCCGCACGGUGCACAUGGAACGGCUCAGCAAGUCUGAUAAAGGAGACUGCUGGACAGAGCCUACCGGAGAAUGGGCCCGAUUGUUGGACGGCAAUGAGGCGGUUCUUCUGAGGCCGGACGGUAUCAUCACCUGGCGAGGAUCAUGGCAUAGCUCACUGCCUGACCUUUGGCCAUCGGUUCUAGACAGAGCUUUAUAUACCAGUACCUAA
Messenger RNA from Diaporthe batatas, 1803 nucleotides. RefSeq lists its product as uncharacterized. Gene Ontology annotation, molecular function: FAD binding. The transcript has a single exon. Bases 1 to 1803 code for a protein of 600 amino acids. The record is from RefSeq and is a predicted model, not a curated record. Lineage: Eukaryota; Fungi; Ascomycota; Sordariomycetes; Diaporthales; Diaporthaceae.